Oppiella nova is the source of this 5268-nucleotide messenger RNA. The record is from the annotation of a GenBank genome assembly. NCBI's taxonomy places the organism in Eukaryota, Metazoa, Arthropoda, Arachnida, Sarcoptiformes, Oppiidae.
AUGAUGAGGCUCAAGGCAUUCAGCGCGCAUUUUAUAUUUAUCACAAUGACGUCUAGUUUGACGUCUAUGAAAAAUAGGAACAAGGAAAAAUUAGUGGAUAAAGUGUCCCGAGUAGAUAAUAUUGUAGCGUUUGAUGAUGACCUACCACCUAAAAGGGUGUGUAGGCUCACAUUUGUUGACUUCGCGCCCAUAUUUAAAUUGGAUUUAGACAAUGGCAAUGAAAAACUCGUAAAAAUCACCAUGGUGUACGUAUCUGAGCUGGUAGACUAUGCCAACAAAUGGUUAGUGGACAGGGAGGAAUGGGAUGUGGUCUGUUGCGAGACUGUCGGUGCGAACAUAGAGAUCCAGUUGGGUGCGGGCGGGCUGAUUGAUCGGAAAAGGGUACUGACCACAUAUACCAUACCAGAUACAUACGACGAGAGAGUUCAACUACUAAACCUACUUAUCCAUAAAGUACCGGGAGAUUUAUACGUCAAGAUGUUGAGGCUAUGGGUACGACCUUUCGAUACCCGCGAGUUCAACGAUAAGGUGCGACCGAUUGUACCGCAGAUACAGUUCCGCGACUUUGAGCCCCGGAUUCUGGACUCAAGUAGUAAUAGGUUUGAGAGCAUCGAUGAGGUGGUGGCGCGACUUAACGGUACCAUUAAUGCCGAAGAGAUUACGGGAAAGGUGUUGAACGUACAGACAGUGGCCUGUAAUCUUACUCUGGACUGGCAAAUAGACUCUCAGUCCACUGAGGCUACGCCAUCGGUGGGAAAGACUGUAUUCGUGUUGAGAGUGUUUUGGACGUUAGGGCCGAUACAGGACGAGGAGGUAGGGUUGGCUGACUUUGUGCCACAGUGUCUGGUAGGGGGCGGUAUGUUUAAGAGACCUCAGUUUGAGUCCCAGUCCUGUGUAUUACGGAAGGCCUCGAAAUGGUUGUCCGAAAACCCGGAAAUAAACUUUUGUAGUGCGAUGUCAUUGGAUGUGAAACUCAAGUCAAUGGUAUCAAUUGACACGAAACGGAUGUCUGUCAACCGGGGAACCGGAGAUUACGUACGAUUCCUACGCAUAGCGUAUACCAAAUCCCGGGAAGUGUCGGAAGACAUACCCAUCAGCUCUACACUACCGCCGCCUCCGCCUGUGUAUCUCGAGCACCGGGUGCUUGUCUUACAUAAAGACUAUUCAGACAUAAAACACGCUAUCAAUGACUUCAUGGGAAGGGAUGAGUGGCGGACAUCACAAGAACAGUACAAAUGGCUUCUCUUGAGCUGCGAAACGGUUCCCAUAUUUGCGAAGAAUUAUCUCAAAACAACGCUCGACACUAAUACUGACCGCUCAUUUCAGGCCCUCCUGUCCUCUAACCUAACGCUCAUAAGUGGACAGGCAUUCAGCGCGCAUAAUAUUCUUAAUAUUAUCCAGCAAAGAUUACUGGAUAAAGUGUCCCGAAUAGAUAAUAUUAUAGCGUUUGAUGAUGACCUACCACCAAAAAGGGAGUGUAGGCUCACAUUUGUGGACUUCGCGCCCAUAUUUAAAUUGGAUUUCGACAAUGGCAAUGAAAAACUCGUAAAUAUCACCAUGGUGUACGUAUCUGAGCUGGUAGACUAUGCUAACAAAUGGUUAGUGGACAGGGAGGAAUGGGAUGUGGUCUAUUGCGAGACUGUUGGUGCGAACAUAGAGAUCCAGUUGAGUGCGGGCGGGCUGAUUGAGCGCAAGCGGGUGCUGACCACAUACGCCAUGGGCGACACUGACAUGGAGGGGCAUAACCUGGAGAUGCUGGUGCGCGUAAGAGCGCCGGUAGUUCUUCACGUCAAGCUUCUGAGGCUAUGGGUGCGACCGUUUGAUACCCGCGAGUGCGACGAGAAGGUGCGGCCGAUUGUACCGCAGAUACAGUUCCGCGACUUUGAGCCUAAAAUAUUGGACUCAAGUAGUAAUACGUUUGAGAGCAUCGAUGAGGUGGUGGCGCGACUUAACGGUGCCAUUAGUGCCAAAGAGAUUACGGGAAAGGUGUUGAACGUCCAAACACUAGCCUGUAGUGCAGGUCAUAACUGGGAGAUAGACUCCCAGUCCACUCGGUAUCAGCCAUGGGUGGGAAAGACUGUAUUCGUGUUGAGAGUGAUUUGGAUGUUAGGGCCGAUACAGGACGAGGAGGUAGGGUUGCGUGACUUUGAGCCUCAGUGUCUGGUAGGGGGCGGUAUGUUUAAGAGACCGCAGUUCGAGUCCCAGUCCUGUGUAUUACGGAAGGCCUCGAAAUGGUUGUCCGAAAACCCGGAAAUUAAUUUCUUUGGCGCGACGACAGUGUAUGUAAAGCUAAAGUCAAUUGUAUCGAUUGACACGAAACAGAUGUCCGUCACCCGAGGGACCGGACAUUACGUGCGAUUCCUACGCAUAGCGUAUACCAAACCUCGGGAGGUGUCGGCAAACAUAUCGCUUAACUCUACACUACCAACGCAUCCGCCCAUAUAUCUCGAGCACCGGGUGUUUGUCUUACAUAAGGACUACUCGGAGAUUAAACACGCGAUCAAUGACUUCAUGGGAAGGGAUGAGUGGCGGACAGCACACGAACAGUACAAUUGGCUUCUCUUGAACUGCGAAACGGUUCCCAUAUUUGCGAAGAAUUAUCUCAAAUCAACGCUCGAGAAGAAUACCGACCGUUCAUUUCAGGCCCUCCUGUCCUCCAACCUAAACCCCAAUCUUACGGAAUAUUAUGCGCUUAAACUCUAUUACGAUGUCGGAUACUUUGGGAACCAGCAAAGAUUAGUGGAUAAAGUAUCCCGAAUAGAUAAUAUUGUAGCGUUUGAUGAUGACCUACCAACUAAAAGGGUCUGUAGGCUUACAUUUGUUGACUUCGCGCCCAUAUUUAAAUUGGAUUUCGACAAUGGCAAUGAAAAACUCGUAAAUAUCACCAUGGGUGAGCUGGUAGACUGUGCCAACAAAUGGCUACUGGACAGGGAGGUAUGGGAUGUGGUCUGUUGCGAGACUAUCGGUGCGAACAUAGAGAUCCAGUUGAGUGAGGGCGGGCUGAUUGAGCGGAAGCGGGUGCUGACCACAUACGCCAUGGGCGACACUGACAUGGAGGGGUUUAACCUGGAGGCGCUGGUGCACUCAAGAGCGCCGGUAGUUUUUCACGUCAAACUUCUGAGGCUAUGGGUGCGACCGUUCGAUACACGCGAGUACGACGAGAAGGUGCGACCGAUUGUACCGCAGAUACAGUUUCGCGACUUUGAGCCCCGGAUUCUGGACUCAAGUAAUAAUACGUUUGAGAGCAUCGAUGAGGUGGUGGCACGACUUAACGGUGCCAUUAAUGCCGAAGAGAUUACGGGAAAGGUGUUGAACGUACAGACACUGGCCUGUAGUGCCGGUCAUAACUGGGAGAUAGACUCCCAGUCCACUCAGUAUCAGCCAUGGGUGGGAAAGACUGUAUUCGUGUUGAGAGUGUUUUGGACGUUAGGGCCGAUACAGGACGAGGAGGUAGGGUUGCGUGACUUUGAGCCUCAGUGUCUGGUAGGGGGCGGUAUGUUUAAGAGACCGCAGUUCGAGUCCCAGUCCUGUGUAUUACGGAAAGCCUCGAAGUGGUUGUCCGAAAAUCCGGAAAUUAAUUUCUUUGGCGCGACGACAGUGUAUGUAAAGCUAAAGUCAAUGGUAUCGAUUGACACGAAACAGAUGUCUGUCACCCGAGAAACCGGAAAUUACGUGCGAUUCCUGCGCAUAGCGUAUACCAGACCCCGGGGUGUGUCGGCAGACGUAUCGAUCAACUCUGAACAACCAUCCCCUCCGCCCAUAUAUCUCGAGCACCGGGUGUUUGUCUUACAUAAGGACUACUCGGAUGUUAAACACGCGAUCAAUGACUUCAUAGGAAAGGAUGAGUGGCGGACAGCACAGGAGCCGUACAAAUGGCUUCUCUUGAACUGCGAAACGGUUCCCAUAUUUGCGAAGAAUUAUCUCAAAACAACGCUCGAGAAGAAUACUGACCGUUCAUUUCAGGCCCUCCUGUCCUCCAACCUAAACCCCAGUCUUACGGAAUAUUAUGCGCUUAAACUCUAUUAUGAUGUCGGAUACUUUGGUGAGCUGGUAGAUUUUGCCAACAAAUGGCUACUGGAUAGGAAGGUAUGGGAUGUGGUCUGUUGCGAGACUGUCGGUGCGAACGUAGAGAUCCAGUUGAGUGAGUGCGGGCUGAUUGGGCGCAAGCGGGUGCUGACCACAUACAACAUCCCCGGCGACCGCAUACGAGGGAUAACCGAAUAUGAGGGGCUUAACCUGCAGGCGCUGUUGUACGAGAGAGCGCCGGUAGUCUUUCACGUAAAACUGUUCAGGCUAUGGGUACGACCUUUGGAUAGGAACCCGGAGUUCAAUGAUAAGGUGCGACCGAUUGUACCGCAGAUACAGUUCCGGGACUUUGAGCCCCGGAUUCUGGACUCAAGUAGUAAUAGGUUUGAGAGCAUCGAUGAGGUGGUGGCGCGACUUAACGGUGCGAUUAAUGCCGAAGAGAUUACGGGAAAGGUGUUGAACGUACAGACAGUGGCCUGUAAUGUUGCUCUGGACGACCAAAUAGACUCUCAGUCCACUCAGGCUACGCCAUCGGUGGGAAAGACUGCAUUCGUGUUGAGAGUGUUUUGGACGUUAGGGCCGAUACAGGACGAGGAGGUAGGGUUGGCUGACUUUGUGCCCCAGUGUCUGGUAGGGGGCGGUAUGUUUAAGAGACCUCAGUUUGAGCCCCAGUCCUCUGUAUUACGGAAGGCCUCAAAAUGGUUGUCCGAAAACCCGGAAAUAAACUUUUGUAGUGCGAUGUCAUUGGAUGUGAAACUCAAGUCAAUGGUAUCAAUUGACACGAAACGGAUGUCUGUCAACCGGGGAACCGGAGAUUACGUACGAUUCCUACGCAUAGUGUACACCAAACCUCGGAAAGUGUCGGAAGACAUGCCCAUCAGCUCUACACUACCGCCGCCUCCGCCUGUGUAUCUCGAGCACCGGGUGUUUGCUUUACAUAAAGACUAUUUAGACAUAAAACACGCGAUCAAUGACUUCAUGGGAAGGGAUGAGUGGCGGACAUCACAGAAACCGUACAAAUGGCUUCUCUUGAGCUGCGAAACGGUUCCCAUAUUUGCGAAGAAUUAUCUCAAAUCAACGCUCGAGAAAAAUACUGACCGUUCAUUUCAGGCCCUCCUGUCCGCCAACCUAACCCUCAGUCUUAUGCAAUAUUAUGCGCUUAAACUUUAUUAUGAUGUCGGAUACUAUGGUGUAGAUCAUGAUCAGAGUCAAUGUAAAAAUGCGGCAAGUAAAACAAUAUGA